Xenopus laevis (African clawed frog) is the source of this 1093-nucleotide messenger RNA. It is a transcript of the gene triap1.L, whose product is annotated as TP53 regulated inhibitor of apoptosis 1 L homeolog. Gene Ontology annotation, biological process: phospholipid translocation. The record is from RefSeq and is marked provisional. Gene Ontology annotation, molecular function: phosphatidic acid transfer activity. Lineage: Eukaryota; Metazoa; Chordata; Amphibia; Anura; Pipidae. Gene Ontology annotation, cellular component: cytosol; mitochondrion; mitochondrial intermembrane space.
AAAUGACAGUCACGGCUCUGCCCUAGGACAAGAUGGCUGCUGCGGCAUCUCGUGCUCCGUAGAAAGGGUAGGGAAGUGAAGAAAUAACUUUUGUUGAUCGGCGGGAGUUUGUUUUGGGCAGCAUGAAUAGCGUUGGCGAGGAAUGCACGGAUAUGAAGCGGGAGUAUGACCAGUGCUUCAAUCGGUGGUUCGCGGAGAAGUUUUUAAAGGGAGAAGGUAGCGGCGAUCCGUGCACGGAACUCUUCAGACGGUAUAGAGAAUGUGUUCAGAAAGCCAUUAAAGACAAGGACAUCCCGGUGGACGGCGUGGACUUUAUGGGCCCUAGUAAAUCGAAAACAGAAGCCGACGGCUCCUCCUGACCCAACGCUGGCCCCUUAACGUCAUAUCCGCUGCACGCCCGGAAACGGGAAUUACUUUUAUAUUAAAUUAUGUGGACGUUUUUGGGCGUUAAGGUUGAGCACAUGGUAGCAAAGGUUAAAGUGAUUUACAAGGGUCAGGAGGCGUGGUCUGUGAGGGGGUCUGCUGCUAAAUGUUGAGGAGCAGAUGGAGUGGGGUGUCUGGCCCGAAAUAUCUCAGUUCUAUGCCCCUCUCCUGCACAGAAACAUCCUUCUGCGAUUAUACUAUCUCACUCUUCGUUUUACAAUUCCUGUCAGUUAUGUUCAGUCAUCAAAUGAUUUCAUUUGAAUUUGUUCUUGGAAUAAUAUGUCUCCAUCAGAGACCAGACUACUGUAUAUCAUGGAGCAUGCUUCUAAUAAACCUGCCGCAGUAGCAUUCUUUAUAAAGUUGCUGUCCCCAGCUUUCUGCUGCUAAUGUGUAAUAUGCUAGAAUGGCAUUCAUCAGAUCAGUGCUUCUUACUGCAGUGAUGUAUAUUGAAUGUUAGAAUGACACUGUGGGGUAAUGUAGUUACAUUGGUGCCAAAUUGCACCAGAGCAGUUACGUGUAGCAAUCAGAUUAUCACUGGUUUUUAGCUUGGGUUAAACUGAUUUACCAAAACAAACUGGAUUUUAUUCAAAUAUUUGUCACACUUCCUAUACAUAAUCUAUAUUUUGUGAAAACGAGAUUAAGGUUAUUAAAAUCUAUAAACCCCCACAUA